Messenger RNA from Schistocerca nitens (vagrant locust), 1023 nucleotides. Its product is annotated as ankyrin repeat, PH and SEC7 domain containing protein secG-like. The coding region runs from base 1 to 1023 and encodes 340 amino acids. Gene Ontology annotation, molecular function: protein binding. NCBI's taxonomy places the organism in Eukaryota, Metazoa, Arthropoda, Insecta, Orthoptera, Acrididae. The record is from RefSeq and is a predicted model, not a curated record. The transcript is spliced from 3 exons.
AUGAGUUUACAAAAACACGUCAACUAUUUUAAAUCAGAUUUUGGGAAAAUGAAGGCAGAUGACAGUGUAGUCAGUAUGAUGACAUCCAAGAAGUGGACAGUAGAGGAGGUAUUCAGAUGGACUCCGGUACGCUUCGCAGAGGAGACUGGCUCCUGGGAAUGGCUGGAGAAAAUGUUGCAAAGUGGCAUGUCUCCAAAGGACCUCAGUGUCACGAGGAGAAGGCUGUCCAUCGGAGAGGCCGCAGCCUCGCUGAUGCGCGAGGUCUGCAGUAAGGGCCACCUACAGCUGCUGAGGCUGGCGUUGUCGGUGGACGCGAAGUUGGCGUCGGCGGUUCUGGACAGCUGUGGGUCGACGCCGCUGCACGUGGCCGCAGCCAACAGGCGCGACGCGGUGGUACGACUGCUGCUGGAAGCGGGCACCGACUGCGAGGUGAGAGACAGCCGCGACCGCACGCCCCUCCACGCCGCCGCCGCCAGUGGAAGCGUCCACGCCCUCCGGCUGCUGCUGGAUGCCGGCAGCGACCCAGAGAGCCAGGACUCAGAAGGAAACACCGCGGUGCACCUCGCCUCCCAAGCUGGCCACACGACUAUCCUGAACGUUAUGUUCGACAGGGGCGUGUCUCGCUGCAUGGUCAAGAUGCAGCUCCUCUUGUCAGCUGAAAGUGGAAAUGUUGAGGGGGUGCGCCUCGCACUGAAGUACACGUCUGGCUGGGGUGGUACGUGGAGCGACAUGCACAGUGUGGCCAUCAGGGGCGGCGGCACGGCAGUGAGAACGCUGAUGGCCGCAGGAGUCGACCCGAACGCCCGCGACGCUAACGGCGACACCCCGCUGCACGCCGUGGCGGCCGCGGGCUGCCCGGGGGCGGCGGAGGCGCUGUUGGAGGCCGGCGCAGACGUGGACGCGGCCGACUCGAGCGGCUCGACGCCGCUGCACUACGCGGUGCGUGUUGGAAACCUGGGGGUGGCGCACGUGCUGCUGGCCGCGGGCGCCGACGUGGAGGUUACAACUGGCACCGUCCGUUGA